AUGCACAAAUUAGUUGUACCCAAGCAAACGCCUGCUCACCGUUUUGCCAGUAAGUUUGACUAUGCCGGGGUUUCACUUUACCGAGCGCUUCUCCGGCAAUGCGGCAGAUUACCAGAAGGUGCUCCAGAUGAGCUCAAUUUGUGCAAGCCGUAUAUACAAAAUAGGUUCCAUAGGUACAAAGACCUUCAAAGUCCGUCUCAAACAGCGAAUUGCCUGAAAGUAGGAUACCAGGCCCUCGACAUAUUACACGCCGCAUCACAAUGCAGUCAAGUCUACGUCAACCGGAUCAAAAACAUCAUAACCAAGCACAAAUUGGCAAAGCAACGAAAAGCCGAAUGGCAGGCGGCAGUGGCUAAGGCGAGACCGCCAAAAAUUGUGGGUAAAUUGGAACUGAGGAAGCGAGAGAAUGUGAAAUUCCAGCAAUCGACUGCCAAACGACAUCCGGAUGCUGAACCCAUCCUUUCACGCCCUCGGCCUGUUGUGAGUGGGAUACGCCGGAUUCCUCAACUUGUCAAUGCGCGUGGUAUCCCGUUUCUGCGCAUCAAGAAGCCACAGCCGAAGUUCCUCAGCGCAGUUAUAAAUUCGAAACUUGAAAGACGCUGGAAGAGGAUGGAGCGUUUGAAGAGACUGGAGACCGAGUUGCCGAUAGCUAUAGACGAGGAUGCGUGGGAUGCAUUGACUGGUCAUGAGGAAGAAGCUACAUGGGCUGAAGCGGUCGAGGUUUCUUUGAAGGAGGUGCAAGAUGUGAUAGCAGAGGGUGAUAGGAAGGUCAAGGAAACUGCGGAAGCCAUGUGGAAUAUCGUCCUUGAAGAACGCAAACUGGCCGAAGCAGAGGCGAAGCAA
Messenger RNA from Aspergillus sclerotioniger CBS 115572, 843 nucleotides. RefSeq names its product LYR motif-containing protein. The transcript has 3 exons. The record is from RefSeq and is a predicted model, not a curated record. The annotation marks the transcript as partial. NCBI's taxonomy places the organism in Eukaryota, Fungi, Ascomycota, Eurotiomycetes, Eurotiales, Aspergillaceae.